Molecule: messenger RNA, 1495 nt
Organism: Triticum dicoccoides
Lineage: Eukaryota; Viridiplantae; Streptophyta; Magnoliopsida; Poales; Poaceae
Product: rRNA biogenesis protein RRP5-like
Exons: 7
Coding region: 202-1188 (328 amino acids)
Biological process (GO): rRNA processing
Cellular component (GO): nucleolus; small-subunit processome
Molecular function (GO): protein binding; RNA binding
Source: RefSeq, a predicted model, not a curated record
ACCCCAGUCGUCCGGACUCGAUUCCUACCGAUCCCCUUCCUGACCUAGACGGCGGCGGCGAGCCGGCGGUGUGCUUCUGCCUCCUGCUCCCCCGCCCAAACGUCCACCCCGACACCUGCCCCUCUCACUCUAAGGCGUUAGGAGCAGCUCGCCGAGUCGCCAACUCGUGAUAUCGACAACAUCAACCGAGCCGCGGGACCCAUGGCUUCUGUUCCGUCACUCCUGGUCUCCUUGGACGAACACGAAGGUUCUGGCCAAGAGGGUGUUCAGGAAGUUCAUGAAAUCGCUAAUGGAACCGAAUCAAAUGUGAAAAAGAGAAAACAAAGGGAAAUAGAGAUCAGUGCCUUGGAGGAAAGGGCGUUGCAGAAAGGUAUACCGCAGACUCCAGAUGAAUUCGACAAGUUGGUUAGGAGCUCUCCAAAUAGUAGCUUCGUCUGGAUAAAGUAUAUGGAAUUUUGGUUCGACCUUGCAGAUGUUGAGAAAGCACGUUCAGUAGCCGAAAGGGCUUUGAGAACAAUAAACAUUAGAGAAGAGGAUGAGAAACUCAAUGUAUGGGUAGCUUACUUUAACCUUGAAAAUGAAUAUGGGAGUCCGCGAGAGGAUGCCGUCAAGAAGAUAUUUCAAAGAGCCGUGCAGUAUUGUGAUCCCAAGAAGGUGCACCUGGCUCUUCUUGGAAUGUAUGAGAGGACUCAACAACAUCAACUGGCAGAUGAACUUCUUGAUAGAAUGACCAGAAGAUUCAGGACUUCACGCAAGAUCUGGUUCCACCGCAUUCAAUUCUCUCUCAAGCAAGGCGAGGGCGUUGAAUACAUGAACUUUGUCGUAAACCGCGCACUUCUAGGUCUGCCACAGCGCAAGCAUAUAAGGUUUCUCACGCAGACCGCUAUCCUGGAGUUCAAGUGCGGGGUGCCUGAGGAAGGGAGAACCAGAUUUGAGCUGAUCCUAUGGGAUCAUCCAACAAGAACAGAUCUUUGGAGUCUUUACCUUGAUCAAGAAAUUCGACUUGGUGACACGGAAAUUAUACGGGCAUUAUUUGAAAGGGUGAUAUCCCUUAGUCUUCCUCCAAAAAAGAUGAAGUUCUUGUUCAAGAAAUACCUGCGAUAUGAGAAGUCUCAGGGCGAUGAAGAAAGAAUCGACCAUGUGAAACAAAAGGCACUCGAGUUUGUGAACAUGCCCUACGAAGCAUGACGCUCACUUAAUGUCAAAGAAAAUUCCUGUGAAAUGCAUUCGCCUAUGGAAUAGUAAAACUUUUAGGUUAGCUCAGUACUUUAUUCCUUUGAGAAAACUACUCCCUCCGUCUCAUAAUGUAAGAUUUUUUUUACACCACUAAUGUUAAAAAACGUCUUAGAUUUUGGGACGAAGGGAGAACCUUGUAAAAUGUUUCUUUUGAAGGGUCCUGUGUGCAUGUCUAGUUCUCUACCCCUAUCUGGUAUUGUUGGACUAAGAAUGUGUAUGCAAGCUUCUUUUGGUUAACUAACUUAUUGUUGACCCUCCA